This is a messenger RNA of Dendronephthya gigantea, 1343 nucleotides long. RefSeq names its product sodium/calcium exchanger NCL-like. Gene Ontology annotation, cellular component: membrane. Gene Ontology annotation, molecular function: calcium:proton antiporter activity. The record is from RefSeq and is a predicted model, not a curated record. Bases 258 to 1328 code for a protein of 356 amino acids. The transcript is spliced from 11 exons. Gene Ontology annotation, biological process: calcium ion transmembrane transport; intracellular calcium ion homeostasis. Lineage: Eukaryota; Metazoa; Cnidaria; Anthozoa; Malacalcyonacea; Nephtheidae.
CUUUCAUUCUAGAGGUCAAUUUGGAAAAAUACAUGUCGUGAUAGUUCCUAACUUCUAUUCAAAAGAAUAACUUGUAGCUUUUUGCGACAAACAUUGCAUGUGUAAUAUUAUGCGUAAUUAUGCUUUUCAAUGAGGCGUAACAAUCUGGAAUGAUUUUAUUGAAGGAUUAAACAGUUAACACUUAACAGCUACGCUCACUUGCUGCUAACUCUCCUUCAGAAGUAGACGUGGUGGAAGGGUCAAAUUGUGGAUUCAGAAUGGCUAAUAUUCGUCUCGUGAAAGCGUUCGCACUUCUCGCAUUUGCUUGUUUGUAUGCUUGCGAUAUGGGUGCAGAAGCUUUUGGUAACUCAACAUCAAAUAUAACAAAUGAAACUAAACCUGAACAUAAGUAUGACAAGUGCUACGAGGAUCGACUUACCAAAUACCCAUGUUCAAGUACUAUUAUUGGGAACUUCCUCCUGAUUGUUUUCUAUGGGGCAUUGUUGAUGGUUGCUGCAAAACUGAUUUCAGAGGGUGCUGAGUUGUUGCUGGAUCUUGGGCUACCUGCAGGGCUGAUUGGUGGUAUUGUUUUGCCUUUGCUUGGAGCUGUACCAGAUUCUGCUAUUAUCAUCGUUUCCGGCUUGAAACCAGACGCACAGAACCAAUUAUCUGUUGGUAUGGGAACACUGGCUGGAUCUACUAUUAUGUUGUUGACAAUUGCGUGGGGAGGCAGUUUGUUCCUCGGAAGAUGUGACUUGGAUUCUAAAGGCGAAGCAAUUGAAGAGACUGGGGAAGGAGUUCAUUGUACGAAACAGGGAGUAACUCUUCUUCCUUCUGUACCGAAAUCGGCAAUCAUCAUGCUUAUUACCUCGCUUCUUUACCUCAUUGUUCAAAGUGCUGACUGGCACUGGGGUCCCAAGAAGUAUCCUCCUCGUGAUAAACAUCAACCGAAGUAUGUGAGAGAUGCUGCGUUGGCCACCUUAAUCUUCUGUAUCAUUUGUUUCUUUGCCUAUCUUAUAUUCCUGGUGUACGACAGCAAAACUGCAGAAUUGAGAGCUUUGAAACACAGGCAGGAGGAGAUUCGUCGUCGCGUCGUUCAUCGUUUCUAUGGCAUUGCUAAUCGCAACAUUUUCGGAGGAGCUCGCGGGGACGAUACUGAUGGUGAACCAGAAGAUCCAGAGGCUCAGAAGCAAGCUUCAAUUGGCUUACAGAAGAAAUAUUUCGCCACCUGGCAGGUUGCAAAGGAUAUCCCAGAUAAACCACCGUCAGAAAAAGACCCUAUCAUAAACAAGGAGGCUGAGAGCGAACUCGAGGAGGUAAGGGAAAAUUAUUUCACGUUAUCAUUUUAAAUGCCACUGUUGACC